Messenger RNA from Myotis lucifugus (little brown bat), 1149 nucleotides. Its product is annotated as vascular endothelial growth factor receptor 3-like. NCBI's taxonomy places the organism in Eukaryota, Metazoa, Chordata, Mammalia, Chiroptera, Vespertilionidae. The record is from RefSeq and is a predicted model, not a curated record. The transcript is spliced from 3 exons. The coding region runs from base 59 to 400 and encodes 113 amino acids.
CUACAACUGUGUGUCCUUCCCGGGGAGCCUGGCCAGAGGGACCCAGGGAACCUCCAGGAUGAAAACCUUUGAAGAAUUUCCCAUGACCCCAACAACCUACAAGGCCUCGGCAGAUAACCAGACGGACAGCGGGAUGGUGCUGGCCUCCGAGGAGUUUGAGCAGCUGGAGAGCAGGCACCGACCGGAGGGCGGGCUCAGCAGCUGUAAAGGACCCGGCUGGAGCGCGGAGGUGACCGGGGCGCACCCGGACCCCCAGGGGCGGCGGCGGCGGCCUGACCGGGGCGCCCCGGGAGGCCAGGUGUUCUACAACAGCGAGUACGGGGAGCUGGCCGGGCCCCGCGGCGGGGGCGACUGCACCCCACUGGCCCGCGCGCCCUUCUUCGCCGACAGCAGCUACUGAGGAGGCUCGGCAAGGCCCCCGCCCGGGGUGCCCGCAGCUGGCGGAGGAUUGGAGCUCCAGGCUGGGAACUCAUCUCCUUUGGUUCGGCCAGGAGGCCUUUUCUCCACCUUGUCAGCCCCCCCUCUAGCCAUGAAGAGCAAAACCCAGGUCCAGGGCUCCCCGACCUCCAUCACCACCCCUGCCCAGGACUUCCCCGGGGUCCCCUCGGGCCCCUCUCCCUUCAGAUCAGAUUCCAUGUAGCUAACAUCCCCAGGGCCCAGCCUGGGCCCCGCACUCCCAGGAGAAUGCCCCUUUGCUGGCCUCCCCCCACGACGGUGGGUGGUAGCGGGACCCCCAUUUUCUGAGGAGGAAUGUGAGGGUCUGACAGUCACAGGGGCUGCAGGUGAAGCCAGGCUUGGCUGCAGCCUCCCGGCCCCGCCUCACUCGCUGCUCCUCCACGCAGCCCCUCCCCGGGGAAGGCCUUUCUUCCCUUGUCGCCCCCGGGCUGAGGGGAGGGUGCCAGACCCCAUCCCAGAGCACAAAGAGGAACUGAGGCAGGGAGCUCCUCCCUGAGCCCCGCCAGCCACCCCUCGGGCAGCUGUCCCUGCUGCGGCCAUCACAACGCACCCUCCCCCGAGUGCGGGACCGAUUCUGCGGAUCUUUUUCAUUAGAACUUCAGAAACCGAGCUGCUAUGAAGAAUUUACUUUUUCAAAACUUCAGUCUGAGGGGAGCAAGUUCUCUCUGAAUCUAGAGGAUCCUGGCCCCUGUC